AUGUCGGAACGUGCGAUGCGAUUGUCCUUUUCAAACGACUUGCAUACCAAUUCCGAGUACAACGGGUCCGGAACGAUCGUCUGCGGAGCAUACGGGGCCGGGCAGGCGGCGCAAAGCGAAGCGAGCGGUGAGACAUCCCGGUUCACGAGCUGGUCUAGCUCAGUGCGUCGGGUAUCGUCGACAGCAAGCAAUCGGCAACCAACGAGCGAAUUUGCACCACAGCACUUGCCUGUGAUCACCGAAAGCAACGGCCAGGCCGAAGUCCCAACGCCGAUUGCAGCCUCCAGAGUUGAAACGCACAACGGCAUGCUCCAUCCACCACAGACCCAACCAAUGAGCGCUGCACAACGGAAGUUGACUGACAGAGAUGCUGAAUUACUGGCGUCUGGGAUCCGUAUGCGGCGAGCAGCACAAGUCUCUCCCAGCUCGUCGUCGUCGUCGUCUUCGUCUUCGUCGUCACCUUCGCUCGCUGGCAGCGGCCGUGGAGCUACUCCCCGGCAGGCGAUUGCACCCGCUGCCCUUCGCCGUCUACAGGAGUUGAGCCUAAAUUUGCAAAAUGUCUGCCGCGAGGAGAGCAGAGAGACUACCGCGAAGGGCCAGACAAGCAGCAACGAUCCGUUUUAUGACGGAGACAAAGCCAAGAAUGUUUUGUUCGCCUUCCAGUCUGCCCCAACAACCCCUGCUGACCCAGGCCUCCCAGAUCCCCAGAGAUUGUCCCCAGUGGCCGGUGGUCAGGCAGUUGCGUCGCCGCAGUAUUUUUUCCGCGGGAAGAGUCCUUUCCAGCGCGCUCUCCGGGAGAGCAUGAAGACAUUUGAAAGCGAGACAUCGGCAUCCCGAGCCCAGAAGCGAGAUCAAAUCGAUGGCGGGUUUGGAAGCCCGCCUGGUCUUGGUCUCCCAGGUCUAGCGCACGCAAAGAAGUUAAAGGAGGCAGAAGACGAUGCGCCACUUCUCCAGUCUGAUGGGUCCGGACAGUGGUCUCGUGUGCAAGCCUGGCAAGCCGGUCUGGUUCAUGACAGCUCGACAAAGUCAGACAGCGCGCACUCGCCACCAGGCAAGGGCCAAGAACACUUACCGACAACUGACAAUCCUGGCCUUCGCACUAUGGUCUCACAAGGCCUCUGUGCAUCGACAGCUAGCUUGGGCUGCGGCACUGCACGGACGCCCGUUGCUCGAUCGGUACAGUUGGACCGCCUACACCGAGACACCGUCGUAUCGCCGGAACAGCUGAGGGUCUGGAUGAACCAAAGUGUCGAUAUAGAGGAGAUGGGCAGCCCCUGGUCGAAGCCAACACCCGGCCACACUCGCGAAAAUGCCGAGCAUGCUGAACACGACGACAGUAUGGUUUAA
Sporothrix brasiliensis 5110 is the source of this 1347-nucleotide messenger RNA. RefSeq lists its product as uncharacterized. Lineage: Eukaryota; Fungi; Ascomycota; Sordariomycetes; Ophiostomatales; Ophiostomataceae. The transcript has a single exon. The record is from RefSeq and is a predicted model, not a curated record. Bases 1 to 1347 code for a protein of 448 amino acids.